This is a messenger RNA of Cimex lectularius (bed bug), 3997 nucleotides long. Its product is annotated as zinc finger protein 709-like. NCBI's taxonomy places the organism in Eukaryota, Metazoa, Arthropoda, Insecta, Hemiptera, Cimicidae. Gene Ontology annotation, molecular function: RNA polymerase II cis-regulatory region sequence-specific DNA binding; DNA-binding transcription factor activity, RNA polymerase II-specific. Gene Ontology annotation, cellular component: nucleus. The transcript is spliced from 2 exons. The record is from RefSeq and is a predicted model, not a curated record. Gene Ontology annotation, biological process: regulation of transcription by RNA polymerase II. Bases 383 to 3427 code for a protein of 1014 amino acids.
ACUCUUGUGACGAAACGAAACUGUGUUGAGACAUCGUCGAUAUUCUUGUUGUGUUUGUACUUGGGGUAUUGUGUACAGUACUACUUACUAGUAGAAGUAGUACAGUCUACACUAAUACAGCGAAUGUACACUAGUCACUUUAGUUUCAGUUUUGCAUACCCGUGAUUUUUUCCUUGCAUAUUUAUCAUGAAAUCUUUUAAGUAUUGAUUAAGUUGAUUGUUUGUUUUUACCAAGGAAACAUGGUAGCUAAAAACUCAACCUGCUUUUUCUCUCUUUAUUUUUUUCCAGCAGAAGAAGAUUAAUUAAUAUUUAAAUAAAUUUUUAAGAAGAUAUAUUGGUAUUUAAAUAAUACAGUUGUACUUCAUAACACUAAUAGACGAAAAUGACAUCUGCAGAAUCAAAUUUGUCUAUUGGUUCAAAUUGUGAAUUCAGUGAUGUAGAUUCCAUAAAUUGUAAAAAACAAAAUCAAUUUGAUGUAGAAGAAAAGGUAUUUUUGUGUAACGAUUGUGAUUAUAAAUGUACAUCUUCUCAAUCUCUAAAAGUUCAUAUGAUGAGGCAUACCGGUGAAAAACCUUAUGUCUGUACUGAGUGUGAUUAUGCUAGUAUCACUAGUAGUUCUUUGAAAAUUCACAUGAUGAGACAUACCGGGGAAAAACCAUAUAAGUGUAAAUUGUGCAGUUAUAAGUGCAGAACAUCACAGUCUCUAAAAAUCCAUAAAAUGUUGCAUACUGGUGAAAAACCAUUUCAAUGUACAUUGUGUGAUUACAGUUGUUCCAGGACUCAACUUUUAAAGAACCACAUGUUAUCACAUUCUGAAGAAAAACCUUUUUCUUGUGAGCAUUGUGACUACAAAUGUAAAACCAACAAGGCAUUAAAAAUUCAUAUGUAUACACACAACGGAAUAAAACCUUACGUCUGUCAUGAUUGCAGUUAUCGUUGUACAUCUUCCCAAAGUUUAAAAACACAUAGAAUGAAGCAUACUGGAGAAAAGCCUUAUACAUGCUCAUAUUGUGAAUAUAGAUGUACAACUUCGCAUUCACUUAAAACCCAUAUGAUGGUACAUACCGGUGAAAAACCUCAUGUGUGCAUGUAUUGUGAUUACAGAAGUAUAUCAUCUCAAUAUAUGAAAACACACAUUUUGAGACAUACAGGAGAAAAGCCGUUUUCAUGUUUGCAGUGUAAUUAUAGAUGCAUUUCUUCCCAGUCUUUACGCAGUCAUAUGAUGACCCAUACAGAUGAGAAACGUUUUGCAUGCACUUUAUGCGAUUACAAAUGUAAAGUUGCUCAAUCUUUAAAAACCCAUUUGAUGACGCAUACAGGUGAAAAGCCUUAUUCAUGUUCGGAAUGUGACUACAAAUGCAUAUCAGCGCAAGGUUUGAAAAGCCAUAAAAAAUCAAAACAUGUUGAUAGAAAACCAUUGUUAUGCAGCAAAUGUCCUUAUGCAUGUACAAGUCAACUAAGAAUGAAGUCCCACAUGUUGAAGCACACCGGAACAAAGCCAUUUGUCUGUUCUCAAUGUGAUUUCAAAACCAUGUUUAUAAAAUCAUGGCAAAAACAUACCAUGCUUCAUAAAAAUGGGGAGAAACCAUAUGCUUGUACUGAGUGUGAUUACACUAGUGCAACAAGAUAUCAACUUCAAUCGCACUUAUUAGUACAUUCUAAUCAUAAACCUUUUUCGUGCCCUCUCUGUGAAUAUAAAUGCAAAACUAGCCAUUCUUUGAAAAUUCACAUGGUUGUGCAUACCGGUGAAAAGCCUUAUAACUGUUCAUACUGUGAUUACCGAGGAACAACUUCUCAGGCUUUAAAAAUUCACACAAUGACACACACAGGAGAAAAACCUUAUGGUUGUAAUGUAUGCAGCUACAGAACUAGGUCAUCCAACUCCCUCAAAUCACACAUGAGAACUCAUACAGGAGAGAAGCCUUAUACCUGUACUGAAUGUAGUUACCGAACUUCUACAGCACAGGGAUUAAAGUCUCACAUAAUGACUCACACAGGGGAAAAACCCUAUGCCUGUGCAGAAUGUGGCAACCGUUUUACAACUUCAAAUUCUCUUAAAAUUCAUAUUUUCACCCAUACUGGAGAAAAACCUUUCACUUGUGAUGAAUGUGAUUACAAGACAACAUCUUCACAAUCUUUAAAAACUCACAUGCUGACCCACACCGGAGAAAAACCUUUUGCUUGCACAGAAUGUGACUAUAGAUGUGCAGCAUCUCAAGCUUUAAAGAGACAUAUGAGGAAACACACAGGAGAAAAACCGUUUGCUUGCUCAGAAUGUGAGUACCGGGGAACAAAUGCACAAUAUUUAAAAAUUCACAGAAUGAUUCAUACAGGUGAAAAGCCUUAUGCUUGCCAGGAAUGUAAUUAUAGAUGUUCUACUUCUUAUACACUAAAAAAGCAUAUAAUGAUACACACAGGAGAAAAGCCUUUCCUUUGUUCUGAAUGUGAUUACUCAUGCACUUCAUCUCAAUCGCUGAAAAUUCAUCGAAUGACUCAUACAGGAGAAAAGCCGUUUUCAUGUACAAAAUGUACUUAUACAUGUACAACUUCCCAAAGUUUGAAAAGUCAUAUGGGUAUUCAUUCUGACGAAAAACCGUAUGUCUGUUUGGAAUGUGGCUAUAAAUGUAGAUUACUGAAAAGUCUGAAAGUUCAUAUAAAAACCCACAAGGGAGAAAAACCAUAUACUUGUGAAGAGUGUGACUACACAUGUGCUGUUUCUUAUGUUAUGAAAAUGCAUAUGAUGACUCAUACUGGAGAAAAACCUCAUGCUUGCCCUAAAUGUGAUUAUAAAACCUCUGUCAGAUACUCGUUGAAAUUACAUAUGAUGAUACAUACAGGUGAAAAGCCGUAUGCUUGUACUGAAUGUGAUUAUAAAAGCAGAUUUCCACAAUCCAUAAGAAGACACAAAUCAAUAAAACACCCUGAGUUAAAGCCUUUUAUGUGUGUUGAGUGUGGUUAUAAAUGUUCUUAUGCCCAUGCAUUGAAAAGGCAUUUGUGGUCUCAUUCGUCAUAUAAACCUUACUCAUGUACUGAAUGCGGUUACACAUGUUCCAUAGCUAAAAGUUUAAUUCGUCAUAUUCAGACUCAUGAUAUUGAUAAUUAUUUAUGUACAGAGUGUGAUUUUGAAGGGAAAUCUAAGGAACAUUUAAAACAACACAUAAAAGAACAUAACAAUUUUCUCUCCUGCGCUGUAUGUGAUUUUAAAAGUUCACGAAAAUUUAUUAUGAAAAAACAUAUGUUAUCACACAAACUUGACAAUCCAUUUAUGUGUAUGGAAUGUGAUUACCAGUCAUUUGAAAAAGAGAGUCUAAAGAACCAUUUAAAAAGUGUUCAUCCAAGGGAAAAAUCAAUUUCUUGUGUUUUUGGUGACACACAACCCUCUUCAACGGAGAAAAAUUUACCAGAGCAUUCAGAUCAGAUUACAUAAAAUAUCUUUAUCAGGUUUUCACACCAUAAAGAUUUUUUUUGUUAUUGUUUUAGUAAAAGUGCCAUUUGGAGAGUUUAGAGUAAAAAAUAUUACACAUAAACAAGAAAUGGAAAGUAAAAAAAAAAUGUAUAAAUAUGUAUGUAUUGCUUAACUUAGGAUCUUGUUUAGAAUACCAAUUCUAUGUGCUAAAACUUGUGUUCAUGUUUAUGUCUGUUCUCAUAUUGGGUUAUUGCACACAUUUUGCUAUUCUAAUUUUUUGUUUUAAGGCUUAAUUCUCUGUUUGUUGUUAGACUGAUUAGCUUUGUAUACUAUAUUGUGAUAAGUUCACUGAAACUAGGGUUGUUACUUAAAUUUUAAGUGUUACAAAAUAUGAUAUGUAUAAUCAACUGUUUUUAUCUAUAACUAAUUUUAAGAAAGAUAUGGAAUAUUCUGGUCACGAAAGAUAUGGAAUAUUCUGGUCGAUAAGACGUCUGGAAAUCGACUAAGUAAACAGACUUAUAUUUAUAUCAAUUUUUAUUUUAUUGUACUUAAUUUUUUUUUGUAUAUUAUAUAUACUUUUCAAUAUGAAAA